Messenger RNA from Musa acuminata AAA Group (dessert banana), 534 nucleotides. Its product is annotated as flavone O-methyltransferase 1-like. The coding region runs from base 1 to 534 and encodes 177 amino acids. Lineage: Eukaryota; Viridiplantae; Streptophyta; Magnoliopsida; Zingiberales; Musaceae. The record is from RefSeq and is a predicted model, not a curated record. The transcript is spliced from 2 exons. Gene Ontology annotation, biological process: methylation. Gene Ontology annotation, molecular function: O-methyltransferase activity; S-adenosylmethionine-dependent methyltransferase activity; protein dimerization activity.
AUGUUGAGCCAGGUUGACAUCGCUGCCCAGCUGUCGACCGAGAACCCGCAGGCGGCCACCAUGGUGGACCGAAUGCUCCGCUUGCUCGCCACCAACAGUGUCAUCAGCUGCACCAUCCAAAACAUAGCCGAUCGCUGCCCAUCGAGGAAGUACGUACAAAUCCCUAUGAAGGCUGCCUACCAAGGUGUUCAACGAAUGACGGUUCACACCAACAAGAAUCUACUCCGUGUCUACAGUGGCUUCAACGACAUGGAGGUGCUUGUCGAUGUCAACGGCAUUGAUGGCACAUCCCUCCAAAUGAUCACCUCCAAGCACCCGCACAUCAAGGGCAUCAAUUAUAACCUCCCUCAUAUUAUCUCCGGUGCUCAACCCAUGCCAGGUCUGCCAGGAACAUAUUCUUUGACCAUAAACAGCAACCUAGCUAGCAAGAAGUAUUAUCUUAUACGUUCAUGGCAUGGUUUGGUCGCAGGAGUUGAGCACAUCAGCAGAGACAUGUUUGAGGCUAUUCCGAGCAGAGAUCCUCAUGUCUUCUAA